Messenger RNA from Didymodactylos carnosus, 3576 nucleotides. The record is from the annotation of a GenBank genome assembly. NCBI's taxonomy places the organism in Eukaryota, Metazoa, Rotifera, Eurotatoria, Philodinida, Philodinidae.
AUGAUGGUGAAUAGCUUAGAGUCCCCUACUGAAUCUGUAACAUCAAAAACAGUCGCUGUAACGACGAAAGAUUUCAAAGAUGGAAGGAAAUCGUCGUUGUUAUCGCCAACAAAUGAAAAAAAGAGAACAAAGAAAACCAAAACAACAACAACGUCCUCUUCUUCAUCGUCGAGAACAACGAAAAGAAAAAGACGAAAAGACUUAUCAUCGACUGAUAAUAGCACUAAACCAAAAUCAGUGACAAAUAGACGAAUAUCUUUUACGAAUUCAAAACAACAAUCACAAAAACGUCCGCGAUCACUCAGCGAUGAAAGUACCUCUUCAAGAAGUUGCUCAUCAGAUAGUUCCUGUUCAUCAUCAUCGUCCGAUUCUUCGCUGAACUCUUCGUUAUCCUCAUCAAAUUCAAAUUUACCAACAAACUCUGUGCCGACAAUCAAAAUGACAAAAGACAAUGAUAAUAUAGGAUCAACAAUGCAAUCGACAACCGAUGAUAUUUAUGACAUGGAGAUGAAAACGAACAAGAACUCAACACUAACAGUACUACCACCACCAUCAACUACAACAAUAUUAGCAACAACAACCAUUGAUGCAAAUAUUAGUAAUGAUAAAAGUCGACGUUCUAUUGCGGAAGAACAUAUUAAAACGAUAACAUCAAAAACAAACACUGGAAAACAUGAUAUUAUCGAUGGUUUUGCAUUUUUAUCGUUCGAAAAUAAUGAUGAUCUAUUAUUAGCGUACGAACAACAUCGACAAUUAUUAUUUACACAUAAUAAGCAUAAAAUAAAUGAACGAAAUAGAAUAACGAUUGGAAGAAAGUCAAGCAGAAAAACAGAGCAUUCCAUGAUGAUGAUGGAUGAACUAAAUCGUUCAAUGAGUAUGCCAUGCAAUCCAACAAUCAAAAUAGAAGAUAUCACGCAAUCUUUACCAAAUACACCAUCGAUGAUUAGUGCUUUAGAUGAUAAUAAAUCAUUUGCGGGAAAAAAUAAUCAACAACAACUGAAUAAAUUCGAUGAUAUCAACGAUAGUUUCAAUAACAGAGCUUUAUGGUUAUCCACAUCUAAGUCUUGUGUUGACGUAAACCGACAACAACACCUAAUACAUAACGGCACAACUCAAGCAUUUUUAUCAUCACCAACGAAACUUCUUGACAAUCAAUAUUACUUGAAUAUGAUUAAAAGUGAAUCAUUGGAUCUGAAGAAGAAUGACAUUGAUCAACAAAAAACGAAACAAAAUUUGUUGAUAAAAGCAUUUGAGUUUACAGCUGAUGAAAAUUCAGUUUUGACAAACGAAAAAGAACGUGCUGGUAUGGAUGAAAAUCAAAAGAAAUCAAGUUUGAUUGACGAUUGCUGCCAGCCUUCGUCACAUCGGGAUUCGAUAUGUUCAAAUACAGCAACAUUAUCGAGUAUUACACAAAAUACAACCGAAACACCAAUCCAUCCAGAAUCAUCCCAUCAUUAUCAUCGUCAUCAUCAUCAUAAAUCACACAAAAAACAUAAAUCAAAACAUUUGAACGACAAUCCACAGCAAAUUCCUAAACAUUCUCCGAUAAUGGCACCAUCAGAAUUAAAUAAAGAACGACGUACUCCAUCGACAAACAAACCAGAGCAAAAUUUAUUCGAUUACUCUCAAUUUAAACAGUUUCCAUCAUUUCCUCCACCGCCGUUUGGACCAUCGUUGCCGUUUGAUCCAUUGUUGUAUUCACGUUUUUAUAAUCCUCAACACAAUUUUGAUCCGCCUAUACCACCACCGCCUUUAUUCUCACAAGGUCUUCCGAUGUUUCGUCCUUAUCCGAAACCAGACGAAUCGUCAAAUUCACCAACACCAAACUCAGUUAAUUUAUCUUUCGAAAAAAUGCUGUCAUCGUUGUAUCCUAGUUACAUGUCGGCUGCAGCUGCCGCUGCUGCAGCAUCGAAUAUGCCCUCUUCAUCGAAUAUCAAUAUGAAAAUGGAUUCAAUGAGCAUGUACCCUCAGUUAUGGUCACGUGAGAAUUUACAGCGACAAUUAAAUUCACAUUAUUUAGCUACUCAUCAUAAUCAAAAUUCUUUUCAACAGCAACAAGCUGAUAAAUUAACCCAGUCAAAAUCGGAUGUAUCUCCAGCACAAUUUCCUUCAACAUCCAAAGCAGCUGAUCCACCGCCAAAGACUCCUACAAGUACAUCAAGUGCUAAUUUUUCUCCAUUACCAUACCAUUUACCACCGCUGAUCUUUACAGAAUUUCAUCAGCAUCAACACAAUCAUAAUCAUACACAUCAGCAUAAUUUAAAUUUAGCAACAAAAGACGAGUCUUCACAUAAAUCACCGUCAGUAACGCCAAAUCCCCCCGUUACCAAAGAUGUAUCACCAAAAAAGUCUUCAUCGCAAACAAAAACAAAAUUUUCUGUGAGUGAAAUGUUCAUCAAUGAUAAUCAGACAAAUAAUAAUUUAACAGUGAAAAAACCAAAUGAAUUAUCAUCUACGAAUCAUGCAUUUUUAUCAGUAAAUAAAUCUUCAGUGAAAAAUAACUGCUCUCCAGCUACGACAAUUAAACAACCCUCUAACGGACAUUGGUCAACGGCUCAUAUUCACAUAGCGUGGAUGAUUUACUAUCAAGAACAACGAAUACGCGAUAAAUUCGGUUUGGCAUCAUCUAAUAAACAGCACAAUCCUGCAACGAAUACGCUGCGACCACCUUUUCUUCCUUUUGAUACCCAGUCUCCCUUGUUUUCGUCUCAAAAUGACAUGAACACACGUGGUAGUUUUAGUCCAUGGAUAACUCCAUCAUUUAAAUCUUUACCACCAUUUCUUCCUCAUCAAGAACAAUCACAAUUAUUUAGACCGCCAUUUGUACCAGUUUCAAACAAAUUAUCUUCAUCGGCAAAUUUAACGUUGCCUUGUCCAAAACCAAUUAUCACUUCGUCCACAACAAUUAAACCAAAACGUGAUUCUGAAAUAAAACAUCAAACAAAACCUGUUACAAACGACGUAAUACCGCCGCGUACAACACCAUUGCCCACAGUACAAUUCGAUCCACAUAUAACAAAUACCACAAGUUUGUUAGAGCGUGGAUCUCUAUCUCCCCAUGUACCAGGUCGAUCUGUAACAACAUCAGCUCAUCUAUUAUCUUCACCUUCUCUACGAUUACCACAGCAACAAUCUUUUCAUACACAGAAUAAAGAUUUAUUAGACGAAAGAAGAAAAUUUAAUCAGGAACAGUUACUUGCAUUUCCGCCUUCACCAUUUCUUUCUUUCUUAUUACCAAACUCGGCAACAUCGAUGAGUUCGCAAUUGCCACCGUUUAAUCGACCAACGACAUCAGCAUCAAAUAUUGACUACAAACCCUCAUUAUCACCUUACUUUUCAACAUCAUCAUCAUUAUUCGAUCCAUCAGCGAUAGGCACACGCGGACCAUCGUUUUUACCUGAUCGUUUAGAACAAGAACGAUAUCGAUAUUUAUUCGAACAACAACAACAAUUUAGAGAAAGAGAGUUACAAAUGAUGGUCGCGGCAGCCAAUCAUCCAUUAAACGCUUUUCAUCAGUCAUUAUCGGCAAAUGAUGAAAGAAUGCGUUUACAUGAGAGAUUAUAUAAACCAUAUUGA